CCUGCUUAUUAGAAAUUUCAGGUUAGAAAAUACUUAAUUGUGUUUUUGUAAAUUGUAUCAUCAUUUAUGGUAUUUUUUUAAAGUUUCCAAUUUUUGACAAUCUUAAAUUAUAUCAUAUUAUUAGAAUACAUCUGACAUCAUAUUUUACCUAUUACAAAAGUUAUACAUACAUCAUUUAAAUAUAUAUUUUAAAAUGCAAAGUAGUUAUAAAGUUUGCAAAUCCAUUUUCGAUGUAAAAUCAGUGAUCUCGACUGAAGACAAUUCUUUUGAUGUGCGAAUAGAAUCUGCAUUGCCAGAAGCAACAAAGAUUGAAAAAUGUAUCUUAGGAAUUGAUGAAGCUGGUCGUGGUCCUGUCCUCGGUAAUAAAUAAUAAUAUACAUACAAAUAUAAUUUUAACAAAAUAUUGAAUGUCUAACAUUCAUAAGUUUAAACUUGUUACUGAUUGUUUAAUAUAAUGAAGGUCCAAUGGUUUACGGAACAGCUUAUUGCUCCAUGAAUAAUCAAACUAUAUUAAAAACAUUAGGAUGUGCAGACUCUAAAGUUUUAACAGAAAAUGCGCGUGAUGAAAUCUUUGACAACAUAAACAAGCAAGCCGACAUACUUGGAUGGGCUGUACACAUUAUAUCACCUACAACAAUAAGCAAUUGUAGCUUUAGAAGGUAGCUAUUUAAGAUUAAAAUAAGAAUUUGUACACUUAUGUACUAAAUAGAAUACUGUAAUAUUUACUUUUGUUGAAGUGUUUUUAUUCAACAUGCUUGUUUAAAUAACUACCAUUAUAUAUACAAUUUAUACUUAGUACCGUGGAAAUUAGAUAUUCUUACAAAGCAAUUAUUAAAAGAAAUCAAAUCUUCCUUUAUAAGUCACUACUACUACUUGUACCUAUACAUUUUAAUUAAAUAUUUGUUUUAGGCAAAAGUGUUCUUUAAAUGAAAUUUCACAUAAUUCAGCAAUUGGUUUAAUACAGCGAGUUUUGGAUAGAGGAGUUAAUAUUUGUGAAGUAUAUGUUGAUACUGUUGGCCCUGCUGAAAAAUACGAAGUAAGAAUAAUAUUAGACAAACAUUUUUUAACAGAAAAAAUAAAAUAAAAAAUGUAAUCCUAUAUUAUAUACAUUGAGAUACUGUCUGUUUGUUAUACAAAUCUUCAGUUUAUUACAGUCUCAAUGAAACUUUGUAUAUUUGAAAUUUAAUAUAAGAUGAAAGUUUUUUUUUUUUUAGGCUUAUUCUAAGGUAUUUAGGACCUUUGCUGCUUCCACAAUCUCACUCCAAACUUUUCUAUGUGUUACCAGUUCUUCUCUAUUCCUUAAACAUAUUAUUUGUUUGUUUUUGUCAAACUUGGUAGAGACCCAGGUUCCACAAGCAUAAAGCACUAUCGGUGUAACAAUGUCUUAUAUAAUCCGAUUUUUGUUUUUCUUAACAACUUUUUGUUAACCUUGCCGCUUAUUUAUUGAUUAUUUUCCUUGAAACUCUAGGAACUCCACUGUUUUUUUUUUACAAAAUUCUUAGUUUUUUCCCCACAUAUCAUCAAUAUACUGCUAGUCUACCCUGUUGGUCACAGUAAUUUUAGAAUGUGUUCAUAAUUUAUAUUUUUUUUAAAUUUAUUUUUUACCUACCACUUAUGGAUGAAGUAUUGUUGAUGAGUAAUUAUUAUAUAUUUUAUUAUUUAAAUUUAUUGUAUAUUUUUUAAAUAAUACUGCUGUUUUUAUUAUUAUUGGCUGUAAUUAUUGUAUUACUACAUUUUUUAAACAAUUUUUUUUGCGUUAAAAUUGUAUAUUGUAUAUGCUGAAAUGUCUGCAUUUAAUUAGUGUAUACUCCCAGGGCCAAAAUUUAGAAUAUCUUAUAUUUUCUGUGUGUUUGUUUAUCUGUCCAUCUGUGUAGUACUGAUAUAAUUUGACAUAAUUACAGUUGUUGAUUUAGUGAACAAGGAGAUAAAUAUUAUUUAUUUAUUAUUUAUUAUGCAUAAUUAUAACCUAAAUCAUUAUGUGGUUUAAAAUUAUGCUUAUUUUAAGCAUGAUAAGAUGAGUGAUUAGCCAAUAUAUCAAAAAAAUAGGUCCAAAAUUUAAAUACAUCAAGAUUUAUAAAAAAAUAUCCUUUUCAUUAUUUACAAAUUAAGAUAUUUAAUUUAUUUAUAGAAUUAAACUUUAUUAUUUAAAAUACAUUUAUAACCCCGAAACUUUACAUGCUCGCAGAGUGGACUAAACUAGUUAUUAAUUGAUUCAUAUUUUAUGUUUAGGCAAAAUUAUCAUCAAUAUUUCCUCAAUUGAAAAUUACAGUAUCUAAAAAAGCUGAUUCUUUAUUUCCAAUUGUAAGUGCUGCCAGUAUUUGUGCUAAAGUGACCCGUGAUGCAGCAUUGAAAAAUUGGAAAUUCAUUGAGCGACCCGGUGAAUGUAUUGAUUCAAAUUGGGGAAGUGGUUACCCAAAUGGUAAAAAAAAAAAAACAACAAUAACAACUAAAAAUAAAAUGUCUAUUAAAGACCUUUUUCCAAAAUGCAUAAUAUUACCUUUAAAAUCAUUUUUAUUAGAUCCAGUAACAAAAGAUUAUUUGAAGAAAAAUAUUGAUCCAGUAUUUGGAUUCCCAAGUAUUGUACGAUUUUGCUGGUCUACAGCAGAAUUGAUUCUAAAAAAUCAUGCAGCACAAGUAGACUGGUUAGUGCACAUAAUUGUUUAAAGUUUAUUAUUUAUUACAUAUGCAUUUUUAAAUUGUAUUAUAUUGUAUUUUUAAGGUCUGAUGAUGAAGAAGAGAAUACAGAUAAGACAACUGUUCCAAUAACAUCAUUCUUUGGGCAAAAUAAAGAACAAGUUAAUCAAAAGACACCCUUUUUUGAUGAUAGGGGUUUAGUAGUAACAACCUCAAUUUAAAAAUGUAUAUGUAUUAUAGUUAUUCAUUUUAACAUUUUUUGGGAAAAAAAUUACAAUAUAAAAUAUUCUAUGUAAUAUGUAACUAAAAAAAAAAUUAUUUCUAAUGUACUUGUGAUUUUUUAUGACCUACCAUUUCAUAUGCAUUGCUUUAUAUAAUUUUCAAUAUAUUUAUUAUACUAUAAUAGUAUAAUAUAACAAUAUUCCAUUACACUGUAUUAUGUAUUAUGUAACAAUUACCAGAUUUCUGGUUAUUGCUACAUUUGUUUUUGUAUUUAUUUUAGAAACUAAUCUCCUUGUUUUACAGUACUAUUUAACACGUUAACUGGUCUUGCACUUUGUCUAAUGUUCAAUAAUAUUGUUCUAGGGGCCAUGUGUACAUUUUUGUGUGCACACCUUAAAUUACUAUACUUGCUUUCAUAUACAUUAUUACGAAAAUCGACCUUCUUGGACUUACUAUCUUCGUGUCCAAAAACCUGACACUAAAAUGUUGAUUUUAGAUAGGAAUUUGAAUUGAAUCUCAUAGCAGAACCAUUUCUGUAUUUUUAGCUAUUAUGUAGCAUGAAUUGUUCUUAAAUUAAUAUAAAAUAUAUGUAUAUUAUUUUGAUACAAUCGAAAAUAUGAAUUUAUAUUAGAAUGUCAUUUAAAAAUAUAAUAAAAAAUUAUGCCCAUAAAAAGGAAGUUAAGUUAUUGAAUAUCUUUGUUUAAAAUUUGGCAAAUAUACAAUAAAACCUACACAUUAACAUUAAAUUUGCAGUGUAAAAAUUGUACAGAUAACCAGG
Molecule: messenger RNA, 3634 nt
Organism: Cinara cedri
Lineage: Eukaryota; Metazoa; Arthropoda; Insecta; Hemiptera; Aphididae
Source: the annotation of a GenBank genome assembly